Molecule: messenger RNA, 2133 nt
Organism: Polyodon spathula (Mississippi paddlefish)
Lineage: Eukaryota; Metazoa; Chordata; Actinopteri; Acipenseriformes; Polyodontidae
Product: diphosphomevalonate decarboxylase-like
Exons: 10
Coding region: 111-1328 (405 amino acids)
Biological process (GO): isopentenyl diphosphate biosynthetic process, mevalonate pathway; isoprenoid biosynthetic process
Cellular component (GO): cytosol
Molecular function (GO): diphosphomevalonate decarboxylase activity; ATP binding
Source: RefSeq, a predicted model, not a curated record
UUGGGGUAAGAUAAUGUGGUAUAUGGAGAGAUUUUAAAGAAACUGUACGAAAGGUUUACAGCUCUUGUCAAACAAUUGGAUUUUGUUUAUUUCUAAGACAAGAAACCACAAUGUCUGACGAAAAGUCUAAUGUGCAGUCACUAGUGACUUGCACUGCUCCCGUGAAUAUUGCUGUCAUUAAAUACUGGGGGAAGAGGAAUGAGAGUUUAAUUUUACCUAUCAAUUCCUCCUUGAGUGUCACCCUUCAUCAAGACCAGCUAAAGACAACAACAACGGUGGCAUCAAGUCGGCUUUUUAAGGAGGAUCGAAUCUGGCUUAAUGGCAAAGAGGACAAUAUCAACCAUCCGCGGCUCCAGUCCUGCUUAAGAGAAAUCCGUCGCCUGGCCAGGAAACGAAGCAGUGAUGGAGACAAUAACUCUGAGAAGUUAAACCUGUCCCACAAAGUUCACAUCUGCUCCAUAAACAACUUUCCAACCGCUGCUGGGUUGGCAUCCUCUGCAGCAGGCUAUGCUUGCCUGGUGUACACACUAGCAAGGCUGUAUGGAGUAGAAGGGGAGCUGUCUGAAGUGGCUCGCCAGGGAUCGGGCAGUGCCUGCAGGAGUAUGUACGGGGGCUUUGUGCAGUGGAUCAUGGGAGACAAGCCUGAUGGAAAGGACAGCAUCGCAGAGCAGAUACUGCCAGAGACUCACUGGCCUGAGCUCCGAGUCCUCAUACUGGUGGUGAGUGCAGAGCGGAAGCCAGUAGGAAGCACAGCUGGGAUGCAGACAAGUGUCCAAACCAGUCCCCUUCUAAAGUAUCGGGCAGAGUCUGUUGUUCCUGAGCGGAUGAAAGAGAUGAUUGCUGCAAUCCGAAGGCGGGAUUUUGAAACAUUCGGAGAACUGACCAUGAAAGACAGCAACCAAUUCCAUGCCACCUGUCUGGACACAUACCCUCCCAUCUUCUACCUGAAUGAUGUGUCCAAGCGCAUCAUCAGCCUAGUGCAUCGCUACAACACUCACUACGGAAGGACGCGACUUGCAUACACAUUUGAUGCUGGCCCUAACGCUGUGGUGUACAUGCUGGAGGAGCAUGUGGAUGAGUUUGUGGAGCUGAUCAAGCAAUACUUUCCCCCAGAGACCAACGGUGAACAGUUCCUAAAAGGGCUGGCAGUGAGCCCAGUGUCUGUAACAGAGGAGCUGAAAUCUGCCAUUGGGAUGGACUCGUGUCCCAGAGGAAUCAGUUAUAUCAUUAACACAAAGGCAGGACCGGGCCCUCGGGUUGCAGAAUAUACAAGCCUCCACCUGCUGGGCUCAGAUGGGCUUCCAAAGCACUUGAAGCAAAGUGCCUGAGCAUUGGCCUCCAGAAUGUGAAGCCAGGAUCUCCUGCAAAUGAUAUCACUGAACAUUGAAUACAGUUUUAAUGAAAGAAACAAACGGUCAAGUGUAACGGUCAAAUUUCAUUGUAAUAAGGGGGAGACUAUGUAUUUUUGUUGAUGUUUUUGUAAACAGGGUGUAUUUAUUGAUUUGCAGGGCACUUUCAUUGAUGGUUUACCCAUUAAUGCCUCAACUGUGUUACUGCUGUAGGUGUUUGAUUUAUUUUACUUUGAAACCUAAUGAAGGUACCACAGACUGGAACAUGGAGUGCUCUAUAAUGGUUCCAAUAUAUUUUGCUUUGUAUUUUUUCAUCCUUACAGCUGGGUCUUUUAUGGUUUGUAACCAUUUAUUGUUAGGACUCUUAUAUUUACCAAAGACUGACUUAUUUCCUUUAACAAAGCACUAUAGGCUAAAAUACACAUGUUGCUUUUUUAACAUAGGGGUUUAUUACUAAUGAUUUACCUAUAGUAAAUACCCAUGUAUAUUUUGUUUGGUCUUCUAUCAACACGUAUGUUUAAUUACUGGAAGCAUAAUAUGACUGUGGUGCUCUAUUUUCCACUGUUGCGUUUGGAAUAAUUUAACGAUACAGAUGAAAUACAGCCAACUGAUUACUGUACCAGCACAUUUUCGGCUCCUUUGGCUAAAGCAUGCAUGCAGAUUAUUUAACAGUCAAGGAAUACUCAAAGAGAAGUUACAAAAAUUUGCACAGUGAACUGUCUUCAUUUUGGGUAGUUCAAACUGUGGAGGAAAAUUAUUGAAUUCUGACUAUAUAGAUAUAUAG